Molecule: messenger RNA, 3831 nt
Organism: Hermetia illucens (black soldier fly)
Lineage: Eukaryota; Metazoa; Arthropoda; Insecta; Diptera; Stratiomyidae
Gene: Sln
Product: monocarboxylate transporter 12
Exons: 6
Coding region: 385-2751 (788 amino acids)
Biological process (GO): monocarboxylic acid transport; transmembrane transport
Molecular function (GO): monocarboxylic acid transmembrane transporter activity
Source: RefSeq, a predicted model, not a curated record
AAUAAUAAUUUUUUCCAAACAUUUCGAACUUUUACAUAAUCUCCGUACAAAAUUCCACGCACACUUACGCGAGUGAAACGGUUGACGCGAACGUUCACCAUUUCGUGUUGUCCUAGGACACUUUUCCAUUAAAGUACUUAGGGUUGGUUUCGUUUUUCCCAGUUCAAUUUUAUCGUAUUGGAAAUUUGAUUUGGGGCAGAAAAAUAAAAGAGUUUAGAUACGAGGCUCAACAGAUAGAGGCGCGGACGAAGGACGACUGGAACGAAGGGAGCUCGUGGAAAGCCUUUUCGUAUCGUCUAAAGUGCUAAAACCAAACACAAAAAUCAAACCAAUGCAUUUAGGUUUUAAACGUGAAAAAUUACGAAAAAAUUCGCACAAUAAGAAAUGUCUUUGCCCCGAGAGUGGAGUCUACAGGAUUCACGGGGAUCAAUCUACUGCCCGAGUGAACCGGACUCAAUUAGUGGAAUCGAGUACAAGUCGGGAGGGUUCAUUCGCUCCCCGGCCGCCAUACCCAUUAUUGAUACAGCAACUGGAUCGCAACCUCCACCACCCUCGAUUCUUACUGAAUGUCAACAGUCCGGAUCCUUGUUCUCCAUCCACUCGGCACCACCCGUACCACUUACAGAGCUUGGUAUCGUACAAAACGAGAACCUUUUGGGAUUUGGAUGUACGGCUACCGGAGCAAACAUCAAUGGAUCCUUGGACCCACCUCGACGUCCCGCCUCUCUACCCAUCGAUACGGCCUGUUGUCCACCGAGAACCUUGCAUGCUGGCUUCCUGCAACAGCAGCCCUCAGAAAUUGAGGAGGAUGACAAUGAGAACCUGUUGACUGUUUCCAGUCUUACGGCGAGGCCAUUAAUUGCAAAGUCGCGGGAAUUGCGGUCUAGUCGACUGGCGGAGAAGAAAGGCGCGAAGACAGGAAAAGGAACGACCGAUGCCAAUGGUGACGCUCCGACUGGGCCUCCAGACGGAGGAUAUGGAUGGUUGGUAGUGUUUGGUGCGUUCUCGGUUCAAUUUUGGGUUGCGGGAUUGGUGAAGUCAUAUGGGGUACUUUAUGUGGAGAUCAUGGAGACAUUUCCAAGUACUUCGGCUGCAGUGGCGUCAUGGAUUCCAGCUAUCUUGUCAGCACUUUGUUUGGCUUUGGCCCCAUUGUCGAGCGCUCUGUGCCAAAGAUUUUCAUGUCGAAUUGUUGUUUUCAUUGGGGGAUUAUUUUGUGCGCUUGGGCUGACCCUAAGCUAUUUUGCUACGAGUUUAAUUCAUCUACUGUUCACAUUUGGAAUAUUGACAGGUAUUGGAGGCGGCCUCUCAACCACACCUGGCAUUGUCAUAGUCUCGCAAUACUUCGAUAAACAUCGGGCACUAGCAAAUGGAAUCUGUGUUUCGGGAACGGCAGCUGGUAGCUUCAUUCUACCCGUUCUAAUUGAACAUUUGGUCCACCACUUUGGAUUCCACGGGACUAUUCUUAUUUUGGGUGGAUGCAUGCUCCAUGUUUGUGCUUCGGCUACACUAUAUCGUCCUGUUGAAAGCCAAGACGAAAGCAAAUCCAAUUCCGAUAAUGUGAAGCAGAAUACCGGACAGGAUUGUCCAUUGACCAAUUCAACCUACUUGGAUUCUUGCGACGAUCGAAUAAAUAAGAAAUAUAUUGAGCAUCUAUUCUUGGAGGAAUCCAAAAAUCGUUUAAAUGAUUACUAUUCCAGUAAAUGUGGCUCCUAUGGCGACAAAGUUUCUCAACUGGAUAGUGACGAUGAAGGGAAGGACACAGUGGGCGAAACCACAUUCACAAAGAACAUCCCGAUUCCACCAGCUUAUCGAAGUUCAACCAUUCUCCAUUCUGUGGAAGACCUAAGCACGGAUUCAACAUGUGUAUAUCGGAAACGAUCAACAGGAUUUGAUUCGAAUCGCGGCAGUCGGCGCAAGAAAAAUACUGCGAGUGUUGAUGAAAUUCUCUCGAAAGCAACACCUAUCCUGAAUAAGGACUCUACACCAAUGGUGACGAAUAAUCGAGGUUUAAGCAAGAGCAUGAUCAUUCCAACCCCUGUUAGCGAUUUUUGUGAAGGUCUUGAGGACGAUGAUGUUGAUGAGCGAAUUACUUGCUGCGAUCGUAUUCAGGAAUAUUUGGACAUAACACUUUUGAAAGACUCGACGUUUAUUACAUUCUGUGUGUCGGUUACCUUGAUGUCGGUUGGAUGUCCUUAUAUGCUGUAUUAUUUGCCAGCACACGCUAUUUCAAUUGGAUACAGCAAAAGUGAAGCUGGAUACUUGGUUGCGGCCAGUGCCGCUCUUGACUUAAUAGGUCGUUUAGGUCUUGGAUGGUUAUCGGAUCUCCAGCUCUUCGACAGGAAGAAGUUUUACGUGGUGUGCAUCAUUGGAGCAGGCACAGCAGUUCUCACAAUUCCAUUCGUUCAUUCCAUAUACUUGGUAGGAUGUGCUGCGGCAAUGUAUGGACUAUGCCUGGGUUGUUGGUACCUCCUGAUGCCUGUUCUCCUGGGUGACAUUUUCGGAACGGAUCGAAUGAGCUCCAGUUUCGGUUUGGUGCGGAUGUUUCAAAGCGUUGGGGCUGUUUCGGUUCCACCCUUGGCAGGAUUCUUGCGUGAUCUUUCAGGCAGCUAUAAGAUUUGUUUUUAUUGCAUGGGAACAUCAAUGAUGAUGGGGUGUAUCCCGCUACUGAUUUGGGCUGUGAUGCAACGGAAGAAAGGCUUACUGUCAUCCUCAAAUCGAGAUGAUACGGAAGAUAGUUAUUCAGUUGCGUAAAUAUGAUGAUGAUGAUGAUGAGUUUUAUAUAAUAGUUUUAGUGAGUUAAGAGGUUACGUAGGAUUUGUUCUGUUUAGAUUAUUUUUUUAGAGUUAGGUUUAAGAUUGAAGGGACUGAAGAACAUUUGAUUUGUAAGUAAAGCAUAUUUUUUGUAUGAGAUUGAAACAUUGAUGCAUUCUGUUGUGAGAUGUCAUUGACGUGAGCUUAUUAUGUAGUCUUUCAGCUGUGCAGUAUCAUUUUCGUACAUAUUUUUCUAACAUAUCCGCUACGUAAACAGGACACUUUUACAUCAUACAAAAUUUUGGAUGUUUUUUCAAUGGAAUCAAUUGGCGGAUGCAAAUCACCUCUUUAGGAACAUCGCCUGAUGCAAAUAUUUAAAAUUUUACUAUUUCACGGAUAAGUUGGAAUAAUUCUGCAAUUUCUUUUUAUUUAUCUACAAUGAUUUAAAGAAAACAUUUAAAUAAAUCAAAAAAUGAUACAUUGCUGCAUAAAAGUAAGCCAACAACCGACUUGGUUAGUAUACACUAUGUGUGUUUGCGUUCCAAAAUUAACAAAGCUUCCACAUGUUUUUCUAAUUGAGGAUAUAAUACUGAAAUCAAGAAUACUAUCAUUUACUCUGGUUAAUUCAAGUUAAGCAAAAUGUAUGCAAAUUUUCUAUUCAAAACUAAAAACACAUACAUACAUACAUAUACUGUAGCAUCUACAAUUUUACUUUCCAAAUUUGGUGAAGUGACGGAGUUAAUAAAUGCAAUUUCAAUAAAGUUUUAAUUGCAUCAUUUCAAAGAUGGAAUCGUUGAAGGAAUUCAUUAGGUUGACUAUAUUGAAAGUAAAAUGCAGAAAACAUUAAAUAGUUGGUAAGCAACAAAUGGACUAAAAAAAAUACAAAAAAAAAAAUCUAGAAACAACUAUAAAUCUAAAUUCUUUACAUACAGUAUUGAACUGCAAGAAGUGUAACGAGUUCUGUAGUGUAAUAAGACAAAAUGUACUUUUGUUGAACAGCAAACCCACUAUAGAAAUAUAAUAUUUCACUGCGAGUAUAGUCAUAAAUAAAGAUUAUGCAAUACCAAAAAAAUUUUCAAA